This is a messenger RNA of Chanos chanos (milkfish), 1299 nucleotides long. It is a transcript of the gene doc2g, whose product is annotated as double C2-like domains, gamma. The transcript has 10 exons. The record is from RefSeq and is a predicted model, not a curated record. The coding region runs from base 13 to 1299 and encodes 428 amino acids. Gene Ontology annotation, cellular component: membrane; synapse. Gene Ontology annotation, biological process: exocytosis; spontaneous neurotransmitter secretion; regulation of calcium ion-dependent exocytosis. Lineage: Eukaryota; Metazoa; Chordata; Actinopteri; Gonorynchiformes; Chanidae.
UAAGUUGCCCAGAUGAGUGUGUCCAAACCUCCUCAACCCCACUCCCAUUUUGCCCCUGGCUCCUCCUCCCAUCUUGCCCUUCCUGCCUCCUCCUCAAACUCAUCUCUCAGCCCUCCAUCUGCCGCCGCUCCCCCGUCCAUGCCUGCUCCUCCUUCGCCGGUCAAGAUCUCGAUGCAGGAGCACUUUGCCAUCAAUGUAUGCCCUGGUCCCAUACUCCCCAUUCCCCAGAUCUCAGACUUCUUCCCCCGUUUCCAUGACUUCCCCUGUUCUCCGCCAGCCCCACGGGAGAAACAACCCCUGAGGGACAAGGAGAAGGACGGAGUUAAGGAUGGAGGAGAGGUGGACAAAGAGAGAGAGCGAGACAAGGAUGAGAAUGGAGGAGAUGAGAGAGAUCUAAUGGACUCUGAUGAUGAAACUUACCUGGGAACUCUGGAGUUCAGCCUCCUGUUUGAUCAGGAGAACAACUGCCUCCACUGUACUAUCCUGAGGGCUAAGGGACUGAAGGCAAUGGACUCCAAUGGACUGGCAGAUCCAUACGUCAAGCUCCACCUCCUGCCCGGAGCCAGCAAGGCGAAUAAACUGCGCACAAAAACGUUGAAGAACACACUCAAUCCAGUGUGGAACGAGACCCUUGUCUAUCAUGGCAUCACAGCUGCUGACAUGACCACCAAAACGCUCAGGCUGUGUGUUUGUGACAUGGACCGACUGGGACGUAAUGAGUUUAUAGGUGAAGUGAGGGUGGCACUGAAAAAGCUGAAGGAGGGUGAGAGCAAGAAAUACAACAUGGGUUUGGAGAGAAUUGCACAGAAUAAAGAAGGCAAUAAUCAGACGAUGGAGCAGGGGGCUCCUGUGGUAGAGGAGGAGAGGGGCCGAAUUCUGGUUUCACUGUGCUACAUCACAGAGAAGAGCAGCCUGGCUGUGGGCAUUAUUCGUUGCGCUCACCUCGCCGCCAUGGACUCCAACGGCUACUCAGACCCCUUCGUCAAGAUUGUUCUUCAGCCUGACAUGGGGAAGAAGUCAAAGUACAAAACUUCAGUGAAGAAGAAAACUCUUAACCCAGAGUUUAAUGAGGAGUUUCUGUAUGAAGUUCCUCACGACCAGCUGGCCAAGAAGACCCUAGAGAUUUCAGUGUGGGACUACGACUUGGGGAUGAGCAAUGACUUCAUAGGUGGUGUCGAGUUGGGCAUCAAUGCUAAAGGCCAGCAGUUGAGACACUGGUUUGAAUGUUUGAAAUAUAAAGGGAAGAAAGUAGAAUAUUGGCACACCCUCACACAACAAGGGGCCCCCAGCAGCGACUGA